AUGCCUCACUCUUUCUACAAGCUCAUCAUAGACGGUGCGUUCAAAGAGAAAGAGAAGUUGGAGGGAUUAGGAGGUGUAUUCAGGAACCAUAAUGGUCACUGGAUAGCGGGCUUCCAACACCACUGCUCAGCUAUUUCACCACUUCAAGCAAAACUAGAAGCACUCAAGGAAGACCUCAUUGUAGCACUGACAAAGGGAUUCACUCCACUGAUUAUUGAAACUGACGCAACAGAGUGGAUAAUGCUCCAGCUGAAGCAGCCGUCUAUCCAACAUAAUUUCAGGGAAGCAAAUAAGGUAACACAUAAACAGGCUAAGGAAGCUCUCAAUCUUCCAAAGUACUGA
This is a messenger RNA of Nicotiana attenuata, 342 nucleotides long. RefSeq lists its product as uncharacterized. The record is from RefSeq and is a predicted model, not a curated record. The coding region runs from base 1 to 342 and encodes 113 amino acids. The transcript has 3 exons. NCBI's taxonomy places the organism in Eukaryota, Viridiplantae, Streptophyta, Magnoliopsida, Solanales, Solanaceae. Gene Ontology annotation, molecular function: RNA-DNA hybrid ribonuclease activity; nucleic acid binding.